Stegastes partitus (bicolor damselfish) is the source of this 7457-nucleotide messenger RNA. RefSeq names its product FERM and PDZ domain containing 1b (gene frmpd1b). NCBI's taxonomy places the organism in Eukaryota, Metazoa, Chordata, Actinopteri, Pomacentridae. The transcript is spliced from 17 exons. The coding region runs from base 249 to 5357 and encodes 1702 amino acids. Gene Ontology annotation, cellular component: cytoskeleton. Gene Ontology annotation, molecular function: protein binding. The record is from RefSeq and is a predicted model, not a curated record.
CGUCUCCCCUGAAAUCCUGCGCAUCUUUCAGGGGAGGAUAAACAAAAACCCCUUCAGACUGCCGCUCCGUCUGCCUCCUCCUCUGACCACGAGGUGGCCGCACCAGAUCGGGAUUGGCCCUGAUGAUCACAAGGAACCCUCUCCACCUCCUUUCAGCCAAUCCUGGAGGGGCUACAGAGCUGAUGUCUCAGAGGACGCGAGGGUACGUGUGUUCUGGAGUCCUGAAGAGACAAGCUACAUCACGAUAAAUGGAGGAGAAGGAGCGAUGUAGGAGCAGGUCUCCGGCUCGGAGGGCCAGUCGGGUGCAGCAGGUGGUGGGAACAAUAAUACGACGCACCCGAGAGUCCCUCAGCAGGGAGCGGUUGCUAGGCGAUGGGAGGUCGCAGCGCUCCAACAGUCUGUCCAAUCAGAACUUCCAGGCCAAGCUGACGCUGCAGAUCACCAGAGACCCGGUCCUGGACAGCAGCACUGGACAUGGCUUCACCCUCACCACAAACGCACCCCUGCUGGUCAGGGACGUCGCCACAGGGAGUCCUGCAGAUGGGAUACUGUACCCAGGAGACCAGGUGCUGCAGAUUAAUGAUACAGUGCUGGAGGAUUUGAGUGCAGAGCAGGUGGAAAAUGUCUUAAGGGACUUGGAGGAUUGCAUCAAUGUGACUAUCCUUCGACACAUGACAAAUCCCAAGUCAUCCAUUAUGUCAGCAGAGAAGAGAGCUCGUCUGAGGAGUAAUCCAGUUAAAGUGCGCUUUGCGGAGGAGGUGGUGGUCAAUGGGCACACUCAGGGAAACUCUCUUCUCUUCCUGCCCAACGUCCUAAAAGUCUAUUUAGAGAAUGGACAGACCAAGGCUUUCAAGUUCGACAAUAAUACCACUGUCAAGGACAUUGUCCUGACUCUGAAGGAUAAACUGUCCAUCCGGGCCAUUGAGUACUUUGCCCUGGUGCUAGAGCAACAGUACAGCAUCACCAAACUACUGCUACUGCAUGAAGAUGAGCUCAUACAGAAGGUGGUGCAGAAAAAAGACUCCCAUGAUUACAGAUGUCUGUUCAGGGUUUGUUUCAUCCCCAGAGACCCCGUGGACAUGCUGCAGGAUGACCCCUCUGCCUUUGAGUACCUCUUUUUACAGAGUGUUGGAGACGUGCUACAGGAGCGUUUUGCAGUAGAGAUGAAGUGCAACACUGCACUCCGCCUGGCUGCCCUGCACAUGCACGAGAGGCUAGAUAGUUGUGGACAGACCAGGGCCUCUAUCAAGAGUAUUACAAAGGAGUUUGGUCUGGACAGCUUCAUCUCUCCCACACUACUGAGCAACAUGAGGGAGAAGGACCUGAGGAAAGCCAUCAGCUACCACCUCAAAAAGAUCCAGUCCCUGCUCGAGCCACGCCAGAAGGUAAUAUCUGCCAGUCAGGCUCGGUUGGCCUACCUCACUCAGCUGGGAGAGCUCAUCUCAUAUGGAGGUCGUUCCUACACAGCUACAAUGAUGCUUCAGGACAGGGAAGUGCUGGUCAGCUUGCUUGUGGGAGCCAAGUAUGGAAUGAGCCAGGUCAUAAACCACAAGCUUAAUGUGAUCUCUACACUGGUCGAGUUCAGCAGCAUCAGCCGAGUGGAGCUGCUCUCGGAGUCGGACAAAGUCAGCCUACUGCGCAUCUCACUGCAUGACAUGAAGCCAUUUGCCUUACUGAUGGACUCUCUGGCAGCCAAAGACUUAGGGUGUCUGCUGGGAGGCUACUGCAAACUCCUGGUGGAUCCCAGUGUUAAUGUCUUCCGUCUGGGGCGCCCAAAAGUGAGGGUGCACCGGAUUCCUGCUGAAGAAGGUUAUGUGUCUCGCUGCUGCAGUGACUCAGAUGACUCAACAGAUGAGGAUGACCCAAUGGAUUCUCAGAAUUACAAACGUCCAGAUCCAGCAAGUCAGGACUGGGAGGAAAGGAGGAGAGAGGAGGAAGAAAAGAGGAGAGAAGAAGAGAGAAAAGAGAGGGAGGAGCACAAAGGCAAACAGGAAGUGAAGAUAAUAGUGACAACAGAAGGUAAGGAAAAUGAGAGUGAAGAGGAAGGAGGGGCAACAGGAUGUGGUCUGCGUAAAUUCAGUGUCAUGGAUGAAGAAAUGAACCUGGAGACCACCUGGUACCACACUGACCCUCGGGUCACCAGCAGCUUUUCCAGCUUGUCCAGUGGCUCCCUGAGCGCUGCCCUGGAGGAGAGCAGUGCUGCCGCCAAAGCCUCAUCUCGCCUGGAUGCUCUUCGUGGACCACGCACAGCCGAGGAUCUUCCAAGCUUGGAUGUUCACCACCCCUACCUCCUGGAGCCAAAACGGCACCAAGGGCCCCUGCGACCCACCAAUCUCAAUUACCGUGGCAACGACAACUCUUGUCUUUGUUUUGCUGAUCUCUCCAAGGCUGAUUUCCUACCCAGCCCGCCUGAGGCUACUAGUGAUGAUGACGAUGAUGAUGACGAGGAGGAAGAACAGGGACUGGUUGGACUUAGACGCAUUUCUAAAAUCCCUAGUUCAAGAGACUUGAGAAUGAUUGACAGCAUGCCCUUUCAAAGAUCCCCUAUUAAAAAGAAGAAAAAGAUCCCUCCCAAAGUCCCAGUAAGGACAAGUUCGAUUCCUGGGAACAAAGCAGGACACGCAGAGCACCGUCUGUCUAAAGACGAAGAGGGUCUAUUUCUGACACCGUCUCCCAACCCCAAACCAGCUCUUUUGGUCAAAGACAAUGUUUCAGAGUCUGAGGAUGAGUUUUUUGAUGCACAGGAGAGAUUUACUCCACCAGUCCCUGAUCUAUCAGACGCUGAGCUGGCUGAUCGGCGAAAUGCUAAUCGUCUGAGUGGAACCUGGAAUGGUCUUCCAGCUGUGCCAAGGAAAGAACCGUCAUCCCCACUUGCUAAUAAAGCCCAGUCCAGUAAAAUCAAGAAGGAAACAGUAACACCUAAAAGCCCCUUAAAUCAACUAGUCAGCCAGCAACCCAGUCCUCCAAAGCCAUCCCAGAAGCCUGAAGUUAAGAUCAAACCACCAUUGGCACCAAAGCCCCAGCUGCCUCCCAAACCUCAGAUCAUUCCUCCCAAGUCCCCCCAGCAUGGGAGAUCAUACGCCCAAUGCAAUGGGGAUGCCUCUGGACGUUUAUCUUCUGAACUCCUGGAAAUGGAGCCAGACACCAUGGAGUUUAAGUCUGUUACUUCGGGUGGAUUGCCUCUGUCAUCGUCUUUGAUCACAGCAGUGCGGUGCAGCAAGCAGCCACUUCCCAUCACAACUACACAAGCUGAGGAAAAGACAAAAAGGCAAGAAAACAGCCCAAAACCGAAUAAGGAUCUUCCACGUGAAAAUGGAGCACAUGUUGUUUCCAAAGACAAAACAAACAUUGCAGAUGAAAAGGAAACUCCUAACGUUGAGGGGAAAAGCAAUGUGAAUGACUUACUAACAAAAAAGCCAAGCCUACCCCAUAUCCCUCACUCAAAUUCAGGUACCAAGUUAGCUAUUCCCCCUCCGGUGCCUCCCAAACCCACUUCUCCCACCAAUCUUCACCCCUUAUCACUACCUGCUAGCUCUCCUGUCUCACCUACUGAUCCAGGCAAAGGGAUCUUUAAGGAUACCGUCAGUCCACCAAAUGGAAUCCACCCUUGGAGCAGCCGCAAUGGCAACAUCCAGUCAGGACCUAGGAGGGUUUCUCUGAGCCAUGAGAGCCUAUCACCUAAAAAUACAGAUGCACCACUCACUCUUACCACCUCCCUCACCUCAACCAACUCUCAAGGUGUCGGAGGCCUGGAAGGCAGAGAACCUGGAAGAUCUGGUUCUGGGUCUGACCUGAGAACCAGCUCCUCCAGCCUGGGAGGCAGACUACCAGCCUCUGCUCUAAGAGGGAAGAUUCAGGCUCUGCCUUGGUACAUGACCCGGUCACAGGAGAUUCUAGGAACUCUUGACUAUCCCUCCACUAGCUCCAUCAAUGGGGACACAUCUGGAUUUGGCUCUGGUUUGUCUGUAGCCAGUGGUUUAUCAGACUUAAACAAAACUCCUGUCAAGGACAAAGAGACGGGGAUCUCAAAUUCAGGAAGUAAAGGGAACAUUUUAGAGGAUGGAGCUGAGGUUGUCAUAGCAACCAUAAAAGAGGCCCAGGAAGUGACCUCACACAUGAAGAACGCCAAUGGCACAAAUGGCUCACACCCUAAUCUUAGUUUUAGAGAAAAUAGUGUACUUAGUGGCAGUGUUUCAUCAGAGCAGCCGCAGUCAAGACCUCAUUCAGCAGUAGGGUUAGGAGGUGUGUCUGAUAUGCAAAUUGGAGGUGACUCACCAACCUCCUCACUUGCUGACACUACUCCUCCACAGCAACACCGGGAAGCUUGUGGCUGCCGCACUGUUUACGCCAAUUGUUUCAGUGGAGACACAGAGGAUGGUGUCAGCUUUGACGAGGAGCUUACUGUUUAUGAGUUUUCCCGCCGAAUACGCCCCAAACCUGCACGACCCGCACCUGUCCCUUCUCCAACAACACCAUCACCAAAACCCAACAUUUUGUCCUUGCUGCGGGACAACCCACGCCCACUGUCUACUUUCUCCACUGCCUCCUCUGAACUCAGUCCUCUAGUUUCACGUCCAGCUUCUCCUACAACUUCAGUAGGUGGUCCCCUUCGUUCACUUACCAACAAGAAUUAUGGUGGGCUGAGGGGAGGCUUUGCCUCUCUUCGGCAAGAUAUAGAUCAACUUCUUCUUGUCUUAGAGAGAGGACCACUUGAGCAAACACAACAAACAUCAUCACAAGAGUUAAAGCAGGGUAGCACAGGCAUAAAAGGAGAGCCUGACCUAAAUCACAAUGGAACUGACGACAGCACUACCCCAGCCCAAAGCCUAAGUUGUACUGGGACAAGCCCUUCCACGCUGACAGAGGCUGAAAGGAGUCUUCUCCAAGCAGAGGCUCGACGAUUGGCAUCGGGGUGUCAGCGGGCCACACGUGUAGGCUGGGCACCCGAUGAAGCUCUACGUUCUUUGUCAAACAGCUUCAGCGCCCUGGUUCAGUUGUCAGCAGCCUGCUUGCGAACAAACUCCUGCCCUGGUUGUGAUGUCUGCCAUAACGCAAGUCUGCUCAACAGGGAUGAGGAUGAUGACGGCCAGGAGGCCAUGGACAAGCUAAGGGAGAUAGUGAGUCUGUACCGAGAGUUUGUUGGGGCCGUUGAGACAGCUGGAACUGGUGGUGGAAUCGGGAGUAAAACUGCGGGCCUCACUGGGUCUGGACAGGGUCAGGGGGAGGGUGACGGGGUGAGGCUACUUGCCAAACGCUGCACUGUGCUCAUCUCUUCUGUAUUCGCACUCACACAGCUCUUCCGGACACGCACACUAGAUCCCUCGGACACACCUGGCCACGUACCUCUCAACUUUUGACCUGUGAACUUUUAACCACUAAUAACCCACUGACUCGAGGUGGGACAAGAGGAAACAGCACAGAGCUAUCUGGUGUGUAACUCCUGUGCUUUUGUGCAGUAAGUGCCAUGCACACCACAGCACACACAUACCCACACUACACGUACCCACAUGGAAACACAUACACCAAACAUAACACUAGACGAUGAGAGGAAAUUUAAUUGCUCGGCCUCUCUUUGGACGCAUAUGGACUAUGCAUUUGUACAUACGAAUUUUAUAAUUAUCUUAUAAUUCUCUUAUUUUAUGAUACAAUAUGUGUAUGUAUGUAAGGAUGGAUAACCCAUGUAUGUAUUUAUGUAUUUAUUUUUACAAUAUUUGCACCAUGAUCUGUGAUGUUCAGGUCUUUGGUGAGGAAAAAAAAAAACUAUGGAUGUCACUGGAAUUUUUAUUUUUCCUUCUCUUUGAGACAGUAUUAUGUUAUCUUUUGCUGCUUUAAAGAUUUCUCCACUCCACAAGGUGUAAUCUGUAAAUUGUCAUUUUUCAAGUUUAUUAUUAUUAUUAUUACAGUGCGUAUACUGACAAAAUACAGAAAACAGACUUUAUCAUGUGCAAAAUAUAGUAAUUGACUGAUUUGUUUUAUAUGUGCAGCGUUUGCACCUUUUUAAGGAUUUAGUUUUUCAACAUUACAGUCACAUUUAAAUGGGAUACAAAACUAUACCAUUACACAGCAGGGAGAGCACUUUUGACUGUUACAGAUUGCACCUUUUUACGAGACACAUACCCUUGUGUAAAGUGUUUUUUCUACCCCUUCCCUGUUCAAACUGACUCUGAGUGAAUGCUUCUUGGAAAUACUCCCAUUACCCAAACGUAUGCAGUAUUAUAACAUUAAUCUAGUUUUCAUCCAAAGGACACAUACAUAUAUAUUUUCUGGGAAUGUGUGGGUGGGGCCCAGGCAGCAAAACAGGGUUAAAAUGUUUAUGUAGUUAAAAAAUAUUUUUAACUAGGCACAAGGGUGACUGUUAAACUCUGUCCAGAUGUAGCAAAGAUCCAAAGUCUUAAAACACUGAGCCACAACUGUUCCCUGCUAUGGUUUCCUCUUUUGGCACUCACCAUUUUAUUAAUAACAUGCUGACUGACGGAUGGACUGACUGCUGUAUGCUGGGGUCAGAACUGUAGAUAUACAUGUAUAUCUCUGUGUCCUAUUCUGUCCCUACCUUAGUUUAUGGCUAUGCAAACAUAAACUCCUCAACCCCUGCAUACUAUAUUUAUGUUUUUUGUGCUAACAUUAAAAACAACAAUAGCUGCAUUAUGUUUGUUUGAAUAUAAUGGGUGCUUUCUUUGUUUGGAAUGUUGGCUUUUGUCUUGUUUCAGAAAAAAAAAAAAAAUUCUGCAUUAUGGAUUGCAACGUUUUGCAAGGUUGCAUGGCAUUAGCAUUUGUCAAUAUUAAGACUCCUGUCUAUACUGAUGUCUGUGAAUUGUCAGUACAAGGAUUACAUUGCUCGAUCAGUUUGCUGAUGUACAGUGUUCACUAGUCAGAUCGUCCAUAUCACAUGAUGCCAGCUCAUUUGAUGAGCCAUCCGAUUUGAAGGAUUUACUUGAGCCACCUAUGACAACAGGAAGGUAAUUAAGCCAAAUCAGUCAGCAGUUGCUUAUACAAAUAUGAUAAGGGGAUUAGCUGAAAUAAAGACAGCUUUAGAGUUCAGAGACAGGCGCAAGGAGAUAGGCUGUGUAUUUAAUCUUACAAAUUGAUGACUGAGGGAAAUUUUGUCUAGGUGGCUAUAUUUAACAAAAUAAAUAAAAUAAAAAUGGGUAGGUCUCUUGCCUGAGCUUCCAAUUGCCAUGGAGGUAAUGUCCGGUAGCAGUGUCCAUCACAGCACUAACAUCAAAACAUCUGGUCACGUCUCAGGAGUGUCUCCUGUGGUUCAUCAGGCAGGCUAAAACAGUAGAGAGUGCCUGUGUCAUCAACUUCUUCCUGUAUGGUAAACUUGUAUGAACAGCAUUUCAUAUUCAGAGAGAACAUUGUGUUUCUACAUAAGCAGUCACUUUUCCGUAUCCACGUUACAAUGAAGUCAAUGUACCAAGAAAUGUAUUGUUUUGGAAUAAAUGACACACUGACCUUAA